Molecule: messenger RNA, 1266 nt
Organism: Lodderomyces beijingensis
Lineage: Eukaryota; Fungi; Ascomycota; Pichiomycetes; Serinales; Debaryomycetaceae
Source: the annotation of a GenBank genome assembly
AUGACGUCCUUACAGUCCUCAACCAUGUUCAACAAUUCUCAAAACAACCAACAACAAGGGGACCAAAUACAACGCCGCCAUUCGCCGCCGGACCAACACCAACAGCAGCAGCAGCAGCAGCUCCAUCAAGUACAGCCUUCACUUGGCCAACCACCGGACCUCAGGGCACCACCACCACCACCACCACAACAACAACCAAUUUACUAUGCCCAGGCAUUAGACAAUAAUUCACCGGCUUCAAGCACCACGUCUUCGUACUUUGAUAAUGUCGACUACCAAGCACAGAAUAGUCGGGAUGAACAACAAGUACAACAUCAAUUGCCUGCAACUCACCACCAACUUCACCAUCAACACCAACAUCAGCAUCCGCAUCACACUAGUCUUCAGCGUCAUCACAGCCAAAUUCCGAUGCCUCACGAUUUGAUCGACAGCCAAAAUGGACAUCAUGUAGGUGAGACCGCGUCAUCAAUGGGCUCAAACGCAGUGCUACAACAACAACAACAAAUCCACGGACAAUACGAGCCUACUCCCGGCUUGGACGAAGAUGAAGAUGACCACCAUGCUCAGCAACUGCAGCAGGACGCUUCUAUCCCUGAUCCUGACCCUUCGAUGGGCUAUUUACCGCCGGCACCGCCUGACCCAGAUUUAGUCGACGCGGCCAUGGGCGAGUCAGGAGGCGGAGAACAACCAUUUUACGUCAACGCGAAGCAAUAUCACCGAAUAUUGAAACGGAGAAUCGCACGAGCUAAACUUGAAGAAAGCCUAAAGAUUGCCAGAAUCAGGAAACCGUACUUGCAUGAGUCGAGACAUAAACAUGCAAUGAGAAGACCCCGGGGACAGGGCGGCCGGUUCUUGACUGCGUCGGAAAUCGCUGAGUUGGAGAAGAAGAGAAUCGAAGAGGAACAAAAGGAGAAACAAACAGAACAUGAAAAUGAAAAUGAAAAUGGAAAUGGAAAUGAAACGAAAGCAGAAACAGAAACAGAAAAUUUAAAGAAUAAUGUCAUCACACAACCGGGCGGAGGCGGGUACGAUGGGGUACUAUUGCACCAAGCGCAAGUAGAUGGUUCAGCGUCAUCGCCAAAUGUCAAAGCCGACGGCGCGAUACGGCUGAACUCGACCUACUCGCCACUGCUUGCAAAUAUUCUGGCGUCAAAUGGAAACACGUCAGCGGACAGCAGCAACGUCAACGGAGGUUUCGAAAAAGCACUAGAUGACACGCGUCCUGGUCUUGGUGCUGCGUCAGCUACUGUUGAACUGGACCGGUAG